Molecule: messenger RNA, 1766 nt
Organism: Acanthopagrus latus (yellowfin seabream)
Lineage: Eukaryota; Metazoa; Chordata; Actinopteri; Spariformes; Sparidae
Exons: 2
Coding region: 313-900 (195 amino acids)
Source: RefSeq, a predicted model, not a curated record
CAAUGGGCGCAGUUAGACUAGGAAAUGGUUGGGAUGACUGCAUUUCCUGUUUGUCUCCAUGGCACUUCCGAGCUUGCCAACGCUUAUUGUGCCACUAGCUCGCAGCUUGUAAGUUCACGAAUCACCAUCUAGUUAUGUAUUAACAAUGCGAGUCAGUAUUUUGACGCAGGUAACACAGCUACGUGAUAAAUCUGAUACUUUUGGUAUAUGAUAACCUAACGACACUUAUCGAUGCGCCGCCACCAGUGUAGCUGCUAGGAGGUUAAGCUAGUUUGCAUUAGCAGAAGCCUUCCAUGUGCGUGCGAGGCAGCAAUGACGUGCAAGCGGAGCCUGCGGCUGCUGGUGAAGCAGCUGGAGAGGUUCAUAAUACAGUAUAUUUCCUUUGUUCUCCUGUUUUGUCCCGCUGCAUACCAGCCCGGUGAGGCGUGUGCUGCCGUGGCGGAGGAGGGGGACACCAGCCCCGCCACUCUGAUACUGUGCAGGGCGUGCGGACACGAGCUGGCGUUUGGGACGGACAUCAAGCACGUUCACAGCCGGCUGGCGCUCUCCAGCCGGAACGACACACUGAUCGGGGGCCGAAGGGUUAACAUUCAGCUUUUCGAAAACCCCCAUGGACACCAGUUUGAGGUGAUCACGUUCAGAAAAGCUGACGUUACCCAGCACUGGCCGGCCGAUAAACACUUCUCCUGGUUCCCCGGGUUCUCAUGGACGGUGGCCACCUGUCCUCGGUGUAAAACUCAUUUAGGAUGGGCCUUUCAGCCAAGUGACUGGCCAGACAUGAUCACAAAAGCCACCUUUGAGGAUUCGACACACACCUUCUUGGCUUUAAUCAUCGACCGUCUUCUUCGGGAAGACUUUGCUUCGAGUCUGCUAGUGACUCCUAAAUCCUUCAUGAGCUGAUGGACUGUUGACUGUACAAUUAACCCAGGUGCCUUUGCUGCUCUAAAUCUAUUUUUAAAAUGCAUCUGUAUACGCCCACUUGAAAACUCCCACACGUGUAAACACAGUAAGUUUUAUUAUUGUAACAAAGCAAGUUGUACACCUCAAAUUUAAAACAGUUUCUUUUCCCCCCAGCGGAAAAGGAAAGUGUGAUUAAAUGUAAAUUCUAUGAGAUAACAGGUUUGUUUUACCCAUGAAGCAGUGGGGCCAAAAUUUACAAGCUUGUUUUUUUUCCAUUUUGUUCUUUAUUAAAAAUGUCAUUUCAAAUCUCAUGGAUAUCUGUAAAACAAUACAAUGAAAAAAAAAAAAGUCCCAUAGAAAUGGUGUCAAAAUAACCACUCUCCCCAAUAACCAACAUACUCCUGCCCCUCCCCAGCUUACCCCACCCCCCUCCCCCUAAACAUUACAAGUCAAAGGAAUGAGCUGGUACUCGUUAACCACAUUGGGGAAAAAUAACAGUUUUUCCAAGGGAUCGACACCCCAACUGAAAAAAAUUAAAAAAAAAAAAAAAAUGGGGGAAAAGUAUUGAGAGGUAAACUAGCGCUGGGUCACUACACCAUGGCUUUAGUUAAUUUACCACACAACCUUUAACAGGAGGAAUUCUGUGUGAAUUGUUUUCAAAUUCUACUCAGGAUGCCGUGCUGAUUCUAUUUUUAUACUUUUUUAUUAUUAUUUUUGAGAUGAUUUUGGGAUGGUACUCACAAUUCAGGGCAAAGUGCCAUUGGCCUAAGAUGAGUCAAAGGAGAACAUAACAUGGCACCAACAGGUGAAGCCUCAGAAUGGAAAAUGAAGCACACAUGGAUUUUCUUUAAAAAAAAAAAAAAAAA